Jaculus jaculus (lesser Egyptian jerboa) is the source of this 3562-nucleotide messenger RNA. It is a transcript of the gene Ablim2, whose product is annotated as actin binding LIM protein family member 2. The transcript has 22 exons. Gene Ontology annotation, molecular function: actin filament binding. The record is from RefSeq and is a predicted model, not a curated record. The coding region runs from base 103 to 2073 and encodes 656 amino acids. NCBI's taxonomy places the organism in Eukaryota, Metazoa, Chordata, Mammalia, Rodentia, Dipodidae. Gene Ontology annotation, biological process: cytoskeleton organization; lamellipodium assembly. Gene Ontology annotation, cellular component: actin cytoskeleton.
CGGCCGCAGGCGCACGGAGCAUCGCGCGAUCGCGGCACCUGCGCGCCGGGGCACAGGGCUGCCGCAGGUCCAGGACUGCCCCGACUAGGAGCUGCUGCUGAGAUGAGUGCAGUGUCACAGCCUCAGACCACUCAGAGCCCCCUGGAGAAGCCGCCCAGCACUGCGAUCCUGUGUAACACAUGUGGAAAUGUGUGCAAGGGGGAAGUACUGCGUGUGCAGAACAAAUACUUCCACAUCAAGUGCUUUGUCUGCAAAGCAUGCGGCUGUGACCUGGCCGAGGGCGGCUUCUUCGUGCGGCAGGGGGAGCACAUCUGCACGCGGGACUACCAGCGGCUCUACGGCACACGGUGCUUCAGCUGCGACCGUUUCAUUGAGGGUGAGGUGGUGUCAGCGCUGGGCAAGACCUACCACCCUGACUGCUUUGUGUGUGCCGUCUGCCGGCUACCCUUUCCGCCUGGGGACCGUGUGACCUUCAACGGGAAAGAAUGCGUGUGCCAGAAGUGUUCCCCACCCACGUCAGUGGGCAGCAGCGCGCACCUGUCCCAGGGCCUCCGGAGCUGUGGAGGCUGCGGCUUAGAAAUCAAGAAUGGCCAGGCCCUGGUGGCUUUGGACAAGCACUGGCACUUGGGCUGCUUCAAGUGCAAGACCUGUGGGAAGCUCCUGAAUGCAGAGUACAUCAGCAAAGAUGGGCUGCCCUACUGUGAGGAUGACUACCACACUAAGUUUGGUAUCCGCUGUGAUGGCUGUGAGAAGUUCAUCACUGGCCGCGUGCUGGAGGCUGGGGAGAAACACUACCACCCUUCCUGUGCACUAUGCGUCAGGUGUGGCCAGAUGUUUGCGGAGGGUGAGGAGAUGUACCUGCAAGGAUCCUCCAUCUGGCAUCCAGCAUGUCGACAAGCAGCCAGGACUGAGGACAAGAGCAAGGAAACCAGGACUUCUUCUGAAAGCAUCAUCUCUGUACCCGCCUCCAGUACCUCAGGGUCCCCGAGCCGCGUGAUCUAUGCGAAGCUUGGCGAUGAGAUUCUGGACUACAGGGACUUGGCUGCUCUGCCCAAAAGCAAGGCUAUCUAUAACAUCGACCGUCCUGACAUGAUCUCCUACUCACCCUACAUCAGCCACUCGACCGCAGGGGACAGGCAGAGCUACGUUGAGUCGCCUCAGUUGCUCUCACCAACGCCGACUGAGGGGGAUCAGGAUGACCGGUCCUACAAACAGUGCCGGACCUCCAGCCCCAGCUCUGCCGGUUCUGUCAGCCUUGGGCGCUAUACCCCAACUUCGCGAUCACCCCAGCACUACAGCCGUCCAGCUGGUACUGCAAGUGUUGGUACCAGUAGCUGCCUGUCCCUGUCCCAACACCCAAGCCCUACAUCCGUGUUCAGACAUCAUUACAUCCCCUACUUCCGAGGCAGUGAAAGUGGCCGCAGCACGCCAAGCCUCUCGGUUCUCUCGGACAGCAGGCCUCCUUCCUCCACCUACCAGCAGGCACCUCGCCACUUCCAUGUCCCAGACACUGGCGUAAAAGAUAACAUCUAUAGGAAGCCCCCUAUCUACAAACAGCACGCCAUGAGGCGAUUGGAUGGAGAAGAUGAAAGUUUCGACCAGGAUAGCAGGAAGAAGACCACUUGGCUGCUUCUUAAAGGGGACCCAGACACAAGGACCAACUCCCCAGAUCUCGACAGCCAGUCGGUGUCCCUCAGUAGCAGAGCUGACCGAGACCCUCUCCAGAGAAUGCAAGGAGAUAGCCUCUACUCACGCUUCCCCUAUUCCAAACCCGACUCUCUCCCAGGACACAGGAAGGAUGGCCUGGACCUCCGGAAUGCCAACCUGGUCCCUUGUGGAGCAGACCUGGAUGCCAGCUGGGGCAUGCGAGAGUACAAGAUAUACCCUUAUGACUCCCUCAUUGUAACAAACCGAAUCCGCGUGAAACUGCCCAAAGAUGUGGACCGGACGCGACUGGAGAGACACCUGUCGCCUGAAGAGUUCCGGGAAGUGUUUGGGAUGAGCACUGAGGAGUUUGACCGCCUGGCUCUGUGGAAGAGGAACGACCUCAAGAAGAAGGCCUUGCUGUUCUGAAGGCCGCCAGCCCCCCAAAACCCCUCCUUGCACCUUGUUCUGCUUCUCUGUGUCCGUGGGGCAGGUGGGGGUACCUGGGGGACUAGGGCUGGGGAAAGAGGAGGCCCUCAGUAGAUGUGGCCCCUGUGUGCCCGUGAUGCUCCACCUGUAGUUUAGGGCACAGUGUCCGCUUGACUCACCCCUUCCCACUAAGGCUUAGCAUCUAGGCGAUGCUACAGCCAGCGACUAUCAAAGACGAUGAGUCAGAACACCCAGGCCUCCUUGGGGUGCCCACCCUCAUACUAGGCAGUUGGGUAGAGAGGUGGUAGGGGCAUAAGCUGAGAGCGGCUUGCUGGUGGCAGACCCUGACACGGCAGGGGUGGUGAGCACUCAGCUCCUCAGAGCACGUGCUCUGUGGCAGGCAGGCUGGCUGCCAGGCUGGGGCAGGAAGCCAGGCAGAGGUCCAGGGAGCAGUGUUGAAUAUGAGGCUGUGAUCUUUGUAGCCAUUUGUGAUGAGUCUCUUUUGGAGGAUGAAUGUCAACUUGACUGGGCACCCCCAGCACUGCCAGUGCUGUAUGCACCGGCGCUUCUUCCAGAUUACCCCCUUCGAUGCCUAUGUGAUAUCUUUCAAGUAACACAGAAGUUUUUAUUUUAUUAAAAAGUAUAGCUUCCUUACACAUAAGAUGACAUAUAUGCAGAGUUUAGUUCUACGGUCCCUUGGAAGGGGAGCGCCUCACCUUAUACCCUGCCAUGCAGGCCUCUGUGCUUCCUUCCAGGCCUCAGUGUUCCUGGAGGCAUGGUUUCCCAUUCAUUUCCCUUCCUCUUUUUCCUUUGUAUGUGUCACGCAGACAGCCUUGAUGACAGACCCGCUAAGUAGUGCCGUCUGUAAAUACAUGUGGAAGGUAACUACCUGUUUUCAUCAUUAGUUUUUCAAGUAUUGGAGAGAAGAACUCCCACAAUGGCCAAAGCCCCAGAAUAGAGGUUUCCCACUGCAGCCUGGUUCCUCACAAACCUUCCUUCCUCCUGGUGUAGACAUUCACACUAGCCAUUUGUGACACGAACCACACAUGCCCAGAACAAUCUCAUGCACAGCCUGACAUAGCUCUUAAGCCUCCAGGAGAGGACAGAGGUGGUAUCUCUUCAGAUCUGGGCAUCCAGCAAACAUCUGGGAUGGGAGGUUGGCUGACUGGGGCCCCUGGUGUCAGGCAUGCAUGUCUGUAGUCAGAUGAGGGUCAUGGGUGCACUUGCCAUGGGAUACAUAAACAAUGAUGUCCUCAAUGUACCCUAGCUGUCCCUCCUCAGCUUCCUCACAUACUGGAACACACCCAGUCCCAUUUGGCAUUUAGGUUCUCACCAGCCUUGCUUACCGAGAACCUUUGGUACCUAAUCCACCUCCCGCCAUUUAGCAAUCUGGGCGUGCACGACUGGAAACCCCUGUGUCUUUAAUCGUGUGCUGUCAUGUCUGAUCCCUGGGAAAAUAAAGGGUAACUGUAACUUGUGAGAGGACAAA